AUGACGUCGACUACGCGGAAACGUUACGACAACGAUGUCGAUUGUGAGCUGGCAAAACGAAGCAUUUGGCUGGUAAAAGUGCCCAGAUACUUGUCAGAAUUGUGGGAGGCCAACGAAGGACAUGUCGUCGGAAAAUUGCAAAUCGGAGCUCAAGUGGAAUUUCUGACAGCCAAAGGACUCAUUCAACCGACGCCAAAGGACGAAGGAGAGGGAACGUCAGCAGCGGCAUCUGCAGCCAACGCGGAAGCUUCAGAAAUUCCAACUCAGUACUCAUUCAUUCUUCAUGAUGUCAAAAGUCAGACAAUGAGUGUGUUGAGUGAGGAUAAACAAGCACUUGGAAGUGAGGCAACCGUGAAAACUGGACGACUAGCUAUCGAAGGACGAAUCAUAAAAAAGGCGGAAUGUCGCCCACCGGCAACGUCUAAAUAUAUGAAGAUGAAAUUGGCGCAUAUUGUCAAGAAUACACAGCCAAAGAAGACGGUGAAAAUGAUUGAUAAGGCGGCGGUGAAGUUCAAGCCAGUAUCGGUGCACGCAGAGGAUAUGAUAAAGAGUAAACAGAAGAAGGAUGGAGCGAAGACGUACAGAGCUGAUCGGGAUGUCCUCAGACAGGCGUUGUUUAAGGCGUUCGAGAAGCACAGUUUCUACAGACUCCAAGAUCUCCAGCAACUCCUUCAACAACCGGUCAGCUACGUCAAAGAGGUUCUCCAAGAAAUCGCCGUCUACAACACGGCGCCACCACACAAGUCACUGUGGUGUCUGAAACCCGAGUAUUGUAACUACAAAGUCAAUGCUCAAUCUGAACAAUGA
This is a messenger RNA of Caenorhabditis remanei, 807 nucleotides long. RefSeq lists its product as uncharacterized. The transcript is spliced from 2 exons. NCBI's taxonomy places the organism in Eukaryota, Metazoa, Nematoda, Chromadorea, Rhabditida, Rhabditidae. The coding region runs from base 1 to 807 and encodes 268 amino acids. Gene Ontology annotation, biological process: transcription initiation at RNA polymerase II promoter; transcription by RNA polymerase II. Gene Ontology annotation, cellular component: transcription factor TFIIF complex. The record is from RefSeq and is a predicted model, not a curated record.